CGUUUCUUGUCGCAAAUGCUUCCCGCCGGAGGGGGAGAGGGCAGACGAAAGAAGCAACGUCAUACUCGCUCCUUGCUUAGUGUAUUUGAAGAAGAUGCAGGGACCCUUACAGAAUAUACAAAUCAGUUGCUUCAGGCAAUGCAACGGGUCUACGGAGCUCAGAAUGAAAUGCGUCUAGCCACACAGCAACUUUCCAAGCAGCUUCUUGCAUAUGAAAAGCAGAAUUUUGCCCUGGGUAAAGGAGAUGAAGAAGUGAUAUCCACCCUUCAUUACUUUUCAAAAGUAGUGGAUGAGCUUAACAUUCUCCAUUGUGAGCUGGCAAAAGAACUUGCAGACACAAUGGUUCUCCCGAUCAUACAGUUUCGAGAAAAAGAUCUUACAGAAGUAAGCACUUUAAAGGAUCUUUUUGGCCUUGCUAGCAAUGAACAUGAUCUCUCCAUGGCAAAGUAUAGCCGAUUGCCAAAAAGAAAGGAAAAUGAAAAGCUAAAGACAGAAGUAGUGAAGGAGGUGGCAAAUGCAAGGAGGAAGCAGCAUCUUUCAUCAUUACAGUAUUACUGUGCCCUGAAUGCACUGCAGUACAGGAAGAGAAUUGCAAUGAUGGAACCUAUGCUAGGAUACACUCAAGGACAGAUUAACUUUUUUAAGAAGGGAGCAGAGAUGUUUUCCAAAAGAAUGGACAGCUUUUUAUCAUCAGUUUCAAACAUGGUUCAAAGCUUUGAUUUUUCUAGCAUACAGAGAGAGUUGGAUGCUGAAGCUGAAGCUAUGCGUGUGUCCCAGCAGGACUUGCUUUCAGUUAAUGAGUCUGUUUACACUCCGGAUUCUGAUGUCACCUCACCAGCUAUCAACAGAAACCUGAUUCAGAAGGCUGGCUACCUUAAUCUUAGAAAUAAAACAGGCUUGGUGACUACAACCUGGGACAGACUCUAUUUCUUCACUCAAGGUGGAAACCUGAUGUGCCAGCCCAGAGGAGCAGUAGCCGGAGGACUGAUUCAGGACCUGGAUAACUGCUCUGUAAUGGCAGUGGACUGUGAAGACCGACGAUACUGCUUUCAGAUCACCACGCCUACAGGCAAAUCGGGGAUAACCCUUCAAGCAGAGAGUAAAAAAGAAUAUGAAGAGUGGAUAUGUGCAAUUAACAACAUCUCCAGGCAGAUCUAUCUCACCGACAAUCCAGAGGCUGUUGCAAUCAAGUUAAAUCAGACGGCCCAGCAGGCAGUGACCCCCAUCACAAGCUUUGGAAAAAAACAUGAAAGUUUGCGUCCCAGCCAGAACGUGAAGACUGUGGAGGAGGAGAGAGACAAGUUCAUCCCGAAAGAAUCAUCCACCAAGUCCAAUUGCACAGAGUUAAUUGCACCUGGAACACCAAUUCAGUUUGACAUGGUACUUCCUGCAACUGAAUUCCUGGAUCAAAACCGAGGUGGCAGGCGCACAAACCCGUUUGGAGAAUCUGAAGACAGCAAGAAUGAUGAGGAAGAUUCACUCUGGCAGCAGAUGUUUGUAGUUCGGUUUUUAGGAUCUAUGGCUGUUCAAUCAGAUGAUACAAAUGAGGUGAUUUAUGAAGCUAUGAGACAAGUAUUGGCAGCUCGUGCCAUCCAUAACAUCUUCCGUACAACUGAAUCCCAUCUCAUGGUCACCAGCAAGAGUCUCAGGUUAAUAGACCCUCAAACUCAAGUUACACGAACAACUUUUGAACUUGCCAGCGUGACGCAGUUUGCUGCCCAUCAGGAUAACAAGCGACUAAUUGGUUUUGUGGUCCGUGUCACCGAGUCUCUGGGGGAAGAAUCCAUAAGUGCGAAUAUUUUUGAGAGUAACACAGAAGGCGAAAAGAUCUGUUAUGCAAUAAGCUUGGGAAAAGAAAUUAUUGAGGCUCAAAAGGAUCCAGAAGCACUAGCUCAAUUAAUGAUGUCCAUGCCACUAACAAGUGAUGGAAAAUUCAAAUUAUUGAAUGACCAAUCUGAAGAGGAUGGAGCCAUUCCCGAAGAGCCAGGAGAGGAGUCAGAAGCAUAAACUUUUAAUUUUUCAUAUACUUGUUGGAAAGGGGGAAAAGCAGGGAAUCUUUUUUGCGAAGAUCUUUGGUUUUCACCUGUUUGUGCAUAGCCUGGGCCAGAUUCUCUUCUCUCUUACACUAACAAGAAUAAGGAGUAAUUGAGUGAAGUUUCUCUUGAUUCAUAAGAGUGAACAGAAUUUUGCCUUCUGCGUUUGCUUACUUGCUUGUUUAGAACAGCUGACAAUCUUGUAGAAUGUUUCAGUGUUAGCACCUUGAUGCUGACAGCUGAAAAAUGCUGACUGUUCAGAGCAAAGGGUUAAUGUCAUUCUUCAGAUUUAUAUACUUUUGGUUAGUUGAGAGGUACUGAUCACCACUUAAUUGACUUCCAUUGGAGUUGACUGCUCAGCUGCUCUGAAAAUCAAGCCACUAUAGAACUUUUGUACAGAUUGUACCUUCCUUAACCAGAACUCUCUGGUCUGGGAACAUCUGUGGUCAGGUAGUACCACGGAUGUUCCUGGACCACAGAGUCCAGGUAUAGGGAGGUCGGGCCAUGGGGCAGAAGGGCCAGGGAUUCAGCCAAGAGCCCCAUGUUUGGAAAGGGGGGGAGGGGUCAGGCAGCACAGCACGGAGUUCUGGCCUCCUGUGUCUGGGCAGGGGCCAGUAGCCGUAAAGAGCCACAGCCAGGCAGGCAGCGGUGGGGCUGGGCUAGAGCCCUAGCCUGGGGCAGUAGGGGCUAUGUUGGGAGGGACCUCCCCAGGUCUGGCAAAUCUCCUCAUUCAGGACUGGUCAGAUCCUGAAGGGGCUGGAUGAGGGAGGUCCAACCUAUGCCUGUAGUCAUCAGUAAUUUCCAUAAUUUGCAUGAUAUAGUGUAUGUAUCUGAAUGAAGGUUAAGCAAAAAGCACUAUUUACUUUAUGUUCAGAUGAAGUUUUUUUUAGUUUCUAGUGUUUAAGUAUAACAAGAAUUUAUCUUGUGUUAGUCUAUUUACAAAACAAAUUUGAUAAACACUAAUUUUUCCUAUUAAUCUAUUUUUGUAUUGCACCUAGACUAGGCUUAUAAAAUAAAUUUAAGUGCCUAUUCAUCUUCAAGGGGACCACACAAUUACAGAAUGUAUAAAAACAUAGCUGGGUAGAAACACAGCUUCUGGAUUUAUUAAAUUCCACUAAAAUGUAAACAAUUCACAAGUAGUCAAGGAAUUGGCAUGUUAUUUCUGUGUGGUUUUUAUAUGGUUAAGCUUCUUGAAAGUAGCAGCCAGGGAUAAUGGUUGUAAGUCAGUAUGUUUAUAGAGUUAAGUAUGGUUAACAUUAAUUUUAUGAUGAAAUAUAAGGUCUGACAGUCUUCAAUUAAAAACUCUACCAAUAAAAUACUAGAUUAUAAAUCUAUA
Pelodiscus sinensis (Chinese soft-shelled turtle) is the source of this 3369-nucleotide messenger RNA. Lineage: Eukaryota; Metazoa; Chordata; Testudines; Trionychidae. The record is from RefSeq and is a predicted model, not a curated record.